Messenger RNA from Drepanopeziza brunnea f. sp. 'multigermtubi' MB_m1, 1872 nucleotides. RefSeq lists its product as uncharacterized. NCBI's taxonomy places the organism in Eukaryota, Fungi, Ascomycota, Leotiomycetes, Helotiales, Drepanopezizaceae. Gene Ontology annotation, molecular function: protein binding. The record is from RefSeq and is a predicted model, not a curated record.
AUGAGGGCCCUACUAUCGUUUUGUCUUGCAUUGGCAUCCUGCCAUUCGGCUCUGUCUCUCUGUCUUGAGUCUGCAGAAUCAUGUGCGGAGCCACUUCUGGUGGCAGAAGAUGUGCCUCUCGUCGCUAGAAGGGAGCUCCUGGGUGAGACAGUGAUUAAGGCUAGGCAACAACCAGGUGUCGUCGCAGCAAACAUCUUCCUGCGAAGAGGAUACCAUGGAUCGGUUGUGGUUGGGAACUAUGUGUACAUUGAUGGAGGCGCAUUUUCGUACACAAGCGGCGGAUCACCCCAAAUAUUAUAUGCGACAACAACAUUAUCGAUUGAUAUUUCAAUGUCAUGGGUCAACUCAUCCGUCGUCAUCAACUCAUACUCGAAGCCCAGUGGAGUACCGUGCUUGGACGACGGGUCUCUUUGGUAUAGCGAGAAGGAAAAUUCUCUGAUUCUUGGAUUUUCAGGCGCAGCGGCACGUUUCAAUACGCCAGCCCCAUGGCCCCUAGGACUAUGGUCAUUCAAACUAGACAGCCAAGGUGGAGGAAUAUGGAGUCGGAAGACGGCAGCCACAUCAGCGAUAACCAGCAAAUCUUUGACUCGGCCAUAUCAAGCACUUUCCGCUUUCGGGGGAGACAGUGCAUUCACGCUGGGAGGAUACGAGAAUAGCAGGUCGAGCCCGGCGACCAAGAACUUGACUGAUUCGAGACCAGUUCCCGGGAUCGUUCAGUACAAUAUGGCUACGGGUACUUUCACGAACUCGAGCGCGUCUGGCUACAAUUUUAACGGUACUGCGGAGCGAGGGGUCCUUCACUAUGUUCCAUCCUUCGGACCUCAGGGAAUCUACGUUAUCUUAGGAGGUGAUGUCUCAGAUCUGGAUAAAUACUCGGCCGGGCAGAAACUCCAAUCCUUCCAAACUCUGACUAUCUUUGAUCCGGCAACGGGCACUUUCUAUAACCAGACAACAACUGGAAACACCCCGAACGGCCGCAUAGAGUUCUGUGCUACGGGGGCCAACUCGACAAACGAUACAUACGAAAUAUUCAUCUACGCGGGAUGGGGAGGUCAUCUUGGGUCCGCCGCCUUACCAUAUGAUGAAAUCUACAUCCUCACACUGCCAGCAUUCCAGUGGAUCAAGGUGCCUUAUCCCCCAGCAAAGCCUAGGCACGGCCACACCUGCGAGACCGUGGGGAACAGGCAGAUGCUGGUCAUCGGGGGGGUGGAUACUCUGCAAGACACGGCAACGAACGCUGCACCGUCGUUGGACCUGGUGACUUUCUCCACCCGAGAUCAGUUCGCUCAAGGGCUCGCCAUUUUCGACAUGACGAGACUUUCCUGGGCGAAUCAGUACGACGCAGGUGCUCCCGCCUACGAGCAGUCUGAUCCGGUGAGAAACUACUAUGCUUCGAACGCCAGAGACCCUGCUACCUGGGCUACGUCCGGCUCAAAAAGCCUCAAGGACGUAUUUGCCGUCACCCACUUCACUAAUCCGCCAACCACCCCAACGCCUUCAUCCUCAGCCACCAACGCCCCUACGUCGUCGCCCAAGAGUUCCCACACGGGCGCGGUAGUAGGCGGCGUGGUAGGCGGGGUCCUAGGCCUUGCUGCUAUCGCCGGCCUCAUCUUCUUCCUCACGCGGCGACGCAAGCGCGCAGCCGCCGCGUCCGAGCUCCCAUCCAACGCUGCAGGAGGCGGUGCUCACACGGAAGACGACGGUCAGGUGCAUUACCAGGGCGAAGACCGCGGUGACUUCAAGCCUUACGCACCCGUCAUGUCGGAAGUCCCAGGCAGUGUUGUGGCUGGGAGGGAGGGCUAUGCCCAGGAGAUGAACACGCCACCGGCGCGUUAUGAGAUGGAUGCGAGACAGACACAUGAGAUGGCUUAG